AUAUUAUAUAAAAUUAAAUGAACAAUCAAACAUAGUUGUAAAUAUUUAACAAUUCAUUUUAGUACAAAUCCAGUUUAUUAGCCUGUAUAGACACCUUUGAUGACGUAAUUAUCUUGUUAAAUGUUAGCAUGUAUUCAAAUAUAUUCUCUUCAUAAACUCCAUUUCCAUCAUCCAAAGGAAUCAACUAAGAACCUGUAGUAACAGCUAUGGAUCAAAUAAUUGAAGAUAGAACUAGCGCAGAGUUUGGGUAACAUAGUAGACACAUUUCUCUAAAUUAUCAAAUAGUUGAAAAUGAUUUAAGAAAAGUAGUUGAAAAGAAAAAUUAUGUGGCCUGCAAAAUAUUUUGA
This is a messenger RNA of Paramecium primaurelia, 347 nucleotides long. The record is from the annotation of a GenBank genome assembly. NCBI's taxonomy places the organism in Eukaryota, Ciliophora, Oligohymenophorea, Peniculida, Parameciidae.